UCUUGCAUGUCUCACGGAAUCACACUCCUCUGCAGGCUGCAGCUCCUCCCCUCACGCGCACAAGCAAGCAGCACAAAGCAACCAAGCGGCCGGGAGCCGAGCACGAUCGAAGGGGCUCCGUUGCCGGAAGGAUAUAGGAGCAGCAAGGUAGCAUUGCCGUCGACGACCACGUACCUCACCGUCGCCGUCCAAUGGCCCGGCCGCAGCAACGGUACCGCGGCGUGCGGCAGCGCCACUGGGGCUCCUGGGUCUCCGAGAUCCGCCACCCACUCCUGAAGACGCGGAUAUGGCUUGGCACGUUCGAGACGGCUGAGGACGCGGCGCGCGCCUACGACGAGGCGGCGCGGAUCAUGUGCGGACCCCGCGCGCGCACCAACUUCCCCGCCGAUGCCAGCGCCAACGCCGCCUCCUCGUCGUUCCUCUCCGCCGCGCUUGUCGAUAAGCUGCACCGGUUCAACCUGGCGUCCGUGCAGGCCACGCAGCGGCAGAGGGAGGCGGCCGCCGCCGCCGCCGCCGCUUCAGCCUCGGCAGCUUCAACCGCGAUGCCUCUAGGUGACGCAGGGACGCUGCCGCUGUCGGCCGCGGAAGGGAGCGGGAGGUUUCUCGAGGAGCAGGACGUGGAGCAGAUGAUCGAGGAGCUGCUGGACUCCAACUUCUCCAUGGAGAUAUGCUACUAGCGCCCUGUUUCUGCCUCUGCCUCUGUUUUUGCGCGGCUGCGCCAAUGAUCACCGCGGCUGCGCCCUGCAUGCAUGUGUAUGCGUUGCGUUGCUCGUACGUAGCACUCAGCUGCACCCUGCAGGCAGCGAGAGAUGUGAAGAACUCCAUAGCAGUCUGCUACUCUGCUUGUUCGAGUUCUUCACUGGUACGUGUAUAGUAGUAGUAGCAGUAGUAUAUGUUGAGUAUUUUUCGUUAGCAUGCAUCUUGCAGGAAGGAAAAUUUCGUUCUUUCUUUUUUGCGAGGAGGAAGGAAAAUUUCUACUAGGCCACGUGGAAGUGUGCCUUAUUAAGAUCAUUCAUUUGUGUUAAAAUUUGUAUUGGA
Molecule: messenger RNA, 1038 nt
Organism: Phragmites australis (common reed)
Lineage: Eukaryota; Viridiplantae; Streptophyta; Magnoliopsida; Poales; Poaceae
Product: ethylene-responsive transcription factor ERF003-like
Exons: 2
Coding region: 192-677 (161 amino acids)
Biological process (GO): regulation of DNA-templated transcription
Molecular function (GO): DNA-binding transcription factor activity; DNA binding
Source: RefSeq, a predicted model, not a curated record